Messenger RNA from Vanderwaltozyma polyspora DSM 70294, 1326 nucleotides. It is a transcript of the gene ARG7, whose product is annotated as glutamate N-acetyltransferase. The transcript has a single exon. The record is from RefSeq and is a predicted model, not a curated record. The coding region runs from base 1 to 1326 and encodes 441 amino acids. Gene Ontology annotation, cellular component: mitochondrial matrix. NCBI's taxonomy places the organism in Eukaryota, Fungi, Ascomycota, Saccharomycetes, Saccharomycetales, Saccharomycetaceae. Gene Ontology annotation, biological process: L-ornithine biosynthetic process; L-arginine biosynthetic process. Gene Ontology annotation, molecular function: L-glutamate N-acetyltransferase activity, acting on acetyl-L-ornithine as donor; L-glutamate N-acetyltransferase activity, acting on acetyl-CoA as donor.
AUGAAGUUGAAUACCAAACUAUUGCAGCAAGCUUCAAAAAGUGUUGAUAAAUAUGCUUUGUAUGUUCCAAAGAAUGGUGUGUUUCCUAGAGGAUUCCAGGUAGGCUCUACUGCUUCUGGUGUCAAGAAAAAUGGUAAUUUAGAUUUAGGUAUCAUUAGAAAUACUAAUACUUCACGUCCAGCAGCAGCAGCAGCAGUUUUCACAACUAAUAAAUUCAAAGCUGCUCCUGUUGUAGUUUCAAAACAAAUACUGGAGGAUAAAAAUGGUACUGGAAUUAAUGCAAUUGUUAUUAAUUCUGGCUGUGCCAAUUCUGUUACCGGUGAAGUUGGUAUUGAAGAUGCUAAAAAACUUAUAAGUCAUGUAGAUUCUAAAUUGGGUACUUCAAUGUCAACGUUACCAAUGUCUACUGGUGUAAUUGGUCAAAGAUUACACGUGAAUAAAAUUUCUAAAGGUAUUGAUGAAAUAUUCGAUAACAAUAAAUUUGGAUCAGAUUUCCAAUCUUGGUUGGAUAUGGCAAAAUCAAUUUGUACCACUGAUACAUUCCCAAAAUUAGUCACCUCUCGUUUCUCUUUACCAAAUGGUGAAAAAUACACCUUAACCGGUAUUGCUAAAGGUGCUGGUAUGAUUUGUCCAAAUAUGGCUACUUUGUUAGGUUUUAUAGUUACAGACCUACCAAUAAAAUCAUCUGCUCUAAAGAGUAUUUUAACACAUGCAACUAAUCGUUCUUUCAACUGUAUCAGUGUUGAUGGUGAUAUGAGUACUAAUGAUACCAUUUGUAUGAUUGCUAAUGGUGCUGUCGAGACCAAAGAAAUUGAUGAAACUUCUCAAGAAUAUGUUCAAGUGCAAAACCAGGUUACAGAAUUUGCCCAGCAAUUAGCACAAUUAGUGGUCAGAGAUGGUGAAGGUUCAACUAAGUUUGUUACUGUUAAAGUUCAAAAUUCUUUGACUUUCGAAGAUGCUAAAAUUAUUGCCGAAUCUAUUUCUAACUCAUUACUGGUUAAGACAGCAUUAUAUGGUCAAGACGCUAACUGGGGUAGAAUUUUAUGUGCUAUAGGUUACGCAAAAUUAGACAACUUGAAGUCUUUAAAUGUUGACAAAAUAAAUGUCAGUUUUAUCGCUACCGAUGGUUCAGAGCCAAAGGAAUUGAAAUUAGUUGUUAACGGUGUGCCACAGCUUGAAAUCGAUGAAGCUAGGGCUUCAGAAAUAUUAAAUUUGAAUGAUCUAGAAAUCUCUGUUGAUUUAGGCACCGGUACUGAGGAAGCCCAAUUCUGGACUUGUGAUAUCUCACAUGAGUAUGUAACAAUCAAUGGUGAUUACCGUACUUAA